Molecule: messenger RNA, 1831 nt
Organism: Aspergillus saccharolyticus JOP 1030-1
Lineage: Eukaryota; Fungi; Ascomycota; Eurotiomycetes; Eurotiales; Aspergillaceae
Product: chaperonin-containing T-complex subunit CCT4
Exons: 7
Coding region: 39-1649 (536 amino acids)
Biological process (GO): protein folding
Cellular component (GO): chaperonin-containing T-complex
Molecular function (GO): ATP binding; ATP hydrolysis activity; ATP-dependent protein folding chaperone
Source: RefSeq, a predicted model, not a curated record
CUUUUCUCUACGGUGUUCAUAUCGUAGUCUUCUUCACCAUGGCGACAACAGCCUCCCAGGGGGCCCCUGCCAACACGACUUUCAAGGACAAGGAGAAGCCUAUGGCAGUUCGCACAGCCAACAUUCUGGCUGCUAGAGCUGUCUCCGAUGCCAUCAGAACCUCUCUGGGUCCCAGGGGUAUGGACAAGAUGAUUCAAACGCCCAAGGGAAACACCAUCAUCACCAACGACGGAAACACGAUGUUGAGGGACAUGAGCGUUAUGCACCCCGCCGCUAGAAUGUUGGUCGAUCUCAGUGCCGCUCAGGAUGUUGAGGCUGGUGAUGGUACUACAUCUGUCGUCGUUAUCGCAGGAAGCUUGCUUGGCGCUGCGGAGCGCCUGUUGUCCAAGGGUAUCCAUCCCACCGUCAUCUCGGAGUCCUUUCAACGAGCCGCUGCUGCCGCCGUCGAAAUCCUCCACAACAUGUCCCGGCCCAUCAACCUCACAGACCGCUCGACUCUCCUCCAGGCGGCUUCCACCUCUCUCUCCUCUAAGAUUGUCUCUCAGCACUCCGGCCUCCUCGGCCCCAUGGCCGUCGAUUCCGUCCUCAAGGUCGUUGAUCCCAAGACGGCAGAGAACGUCGACCUCCGGAAUAUUCGCAUAGUGAAGAAGGUUGGCGGAACAAUUGAGGACAGUGAGAUGGUUGACGGCCUGGUUCUGAACCAGCAAGUCAUCAAGAGCAGCGGUGGCCCCAGCAGAAUUGAGAAGGCCCGGAUAGGUCUUAUUCAGUUCCAGCUCAGCCCACCCAAGCCUGACAUGGAGAACCAAAUUGUCGUGAACGACUACCGCCAGAUGGACAAGAUCCUCAAGGAAGAGCGCCAAUACCUCCUCAACAUGGUCAAGAAGAUUCAGAAGACGAAGUGUAAUGUUCUCCUGAUCCAGAAGUCGAUCCUCCGUGAUGCUGUGAACGACCUAUCCCUUCACUUCCUUUCCCGCCUCAAAAUCUUGGCAGUCAAGGACAUUGAGCGUGAUGAGGUUGAGUUCCUGUGCAAGAGUCUGGGAUGCAAGCCCGUUGCCAACAUUGACUCUUUUACUGAGGACAAGCUCGGUACUGCCGAACUCGUUGAGGAGGUUCAGCAGUCUGGUGCUCGUUACGUGAAGAUUACUGGUAUCAAGGCUCCUGCUGCCGCUGCCAACCAGACCGUCUCCAUUGUGGCUCGUGGCGCCAACAACCUCAUUUUGGAUGAGGCAGAGCGCUCCCUGCACGACGCCCUCUGUGUCAUUCGCUGUCUGGUGAAGAAGCGUGCUCUGAUUGCUGGUGGUGGUGCCCCCGAGAUUGAAGUGGCUCACUCACUGGCCAUGCGCGCUCGUGAGCUCACGGGCACGGAGGCGAUCUGUUGGAAGGCCUUUGCCGAUGCUAUGGAGGUCAUCCCCACCACCCUGGCCGAGAACGCCGGUCUGAACUCAAUCAAGGUUGUCACUGACCUGCGCCACCGCCACGCUCAGGGCCAGCACAAUGCUGGUGUCAGCAUCCGCAGUGGAGGUGUCAAGGACGACAUCACCGAGGAGAACAUCCUUCAGCCUCUUCUGGUAAGCACCAGCGCCAUUGAGCUGGCUGCCGAGACGGUGAAGAUGAUUAUGCGUAUUGAUGACAUCGCCCUGUCGCGGUAAGUCAGGGAUUUAGUAUAGGUCAGUGGUGUAUUAUGACGAGUAAUCCAACAAAAAUCUACGAUGUUUAUAAUAUUGGGGUUGCUUCCACGGUAAACCUGGGUUCUUAUGAUUUGCACUGUCAUUUCUGUUGGCAGUGCCAUACUACGUAUGACAUGAAUGGAAGUUCCUGAGCCACCUGUUUU